Chenopodium quinoa (quinoa) is the source of this 2799-nucleotide messenger RNA. RefSeq names its product putative receptor-like protein kinase At3g47110. NCBI's taxonomy places the organism in Eukaryota, Viridiplantae, Streptophyta, Magnoliopsida, Caryophyllales, Amaranthaceae. The transcript is spliced from 4 exons. Gene Ontology annotation, biological process: protein phosphorylation. The coding region runs from base 1 to 2799 and encodes 932 amino acids. The record is from RefSeq and is a predicted model, not a curated record. Gene Ontology annotation, molecular function: protein kinase activity; ATP binding; protein binding.
AUGAAUCCUACUAGUAAACUUACCUUGGUAUUCAUUUUGCUUAUUCAUAUCUUAAGCCUAUUCAACUCCGUCUUUCCCUAUACCAUAGACCAUGUAGCCCUCUUAGCGAUUAAGUCUCAAAUCAUUCUUGACCCUCGCGGAGUCUUAAACACUUGGAACAACUCCCUUCCAUAUUGCGAGUGGGAAGGUGUCACUUGUAGCACCAAGCAUCCACAUCGAGUUGUCGGUUUAAACCUUCAAAACAAUAAUUUGGUGGGAACUCUAUCACCUUAUGUAGGCAACUUAAGUUUCCUUCAUGUACUAAAUUUAUACAACAAUAGCUUUCGAGGCCACAUACCACCUCAAAUUGGAAAUCUAUUAAGGUUAAGGUCCCUAGAGUUAGUUAGAAACACCUUUGAAGGCGAAAUUCCAGCCAACAUAUCUCGUUGCUUAAACCUCGAACAACUUCAAUUAUCAGGCAACAAUCUUGGUGGAUUCAUUCCAUCUCAACUUAGUAUCCUUACUAAGCUACUAGUUUUGUCACUUUCGUAUAAUCAACUUAAGGGUGACAUCCUUAACAAGGUCGUCAUGAACAUGACUUCCUUGCAAAUAUUGUUGGCUUCGAAUAAUUCCUUUCAUGGAAGCAUUCCGGAAAACAUUGGAGUAGCACUCCAAAAUUUGGUUUACAUCUAUAUGUCUGGAAAUAAGAUCUCAGGAAAAUUCAUUUUUAGUGCUAGAAAUAUGCCUAAUUUGUUAUACGUCGAGAUCAACUCUAACUACUUGGGUACUAGAGAAGCAGAUGAUUUAGCCUUUCUACAAACUUUUGCAAAUUGUAGUAAUUUAUACCGUUUGGAAGCUUCUUUUAAUAACUUUGGAGGGAUUUUACCUGCUUCUUUAGGUAAUAUUCCAUUAUCUCUUUAUAACCUAACUAAUUUAAGAGUACUAGGCUUGCAAGGUAAUCAAUUCACUGGAAAUCUUUCACCUCAGAUUCAAAAGCUAACUAAGUUAGAAUUAUUCGAUUAUAAUGAUAACUACCUUUCUGGAAAUCUUCCUAAUUCAUGGGAAAAUCUCUCACAUUUGAGUGAGGUCAAUCUAGCUAACAAUAGAUUUGAAGGAACAAUACCCUCGAGUCUAGGUAGUUGUACUAAUCUAUUGUAUUUGACACUUUCAAAUAAUAGAUUAAGUGGAACUCUACCUCCUCAAUUAUUUCAUCUGUCAUCGAUGUUGGUUGAACUACGGUUGUCCUACAACCAAUUACAAGGAGUUAUCCCGGUCGAAAUUGAGCAACUGAGAAAUUUAGUCCUGUUGGAUAUAUCAGGAAAUGCAUUUUCAGGAAAGUUUCCUACCACCCUUGGUAGUUGUAAUGAGCUUAUUGAGCUAGAUAUAGGAGGAAACUUAUUCACCAGGUUUAUCCCUCCUUCUUUUAAGUCAUUAACUAGUUUGCGUUUUUUGAAUCUUUCUCAUAAUAAGUUGUCUGGUCCAAUUCCAAAUUUCUUCGAAAAUUUUUCACUUAUAGGACUAGAUCUAUCUUAUAAUGAUUUUAAGGGAGAGGUUCCUAGAAAAGGUGUUUUUGCAAAUUUAAGCGCCUUGAAAAUUCUUGGAAAUAACAAGAUUUGUGGAGGGAUUUCACAGCUUCAAUUGCCAACAUGUCCACCUAAUAAUGUUUCGAGAGGAAAGGGGAUUAAAUUGUCUGUUGCCGUGAUUGCGAUCAUUGCAGUAGCUUCUUUGGUUGCGAGUGUGUCCAUAGUGUCAUUAGUAUACUUUCUACUUUGUUCAAGGAGGAAACGAAACAAACCAUCUCAAGGAUCCGAGUUUAAUUUGAUAGAGCCCUUCUCAAUAUCUUAUGACAAGCUUCUCAAAGCUACAGAUAGAUUUUCGGAAGCAAAUGUACUUGGUAAAGGUCAUUUCGGGUCUGUUUACAAAGGAGUCAUUGAUCAUGAGAGCAAUAAUAUGGUUGUUGCUGUUAAAAUUAUCAACCUUGAACAGAGAGGAGCAGCUAAAAGUUUUAUGGCCGAGUGUGAAACGUUAAGAAGUAUCCGUCAUAGGAACCUUCUUAAGAUUGUCACGGUUUGCUCAAGUACUGACUUUCAAGGCAAUGAUUUCAAGGCUCUAGUGUACGAGUUCAUGACCAAUGAAAGUCUUCAUCAAUGGAUUCACACAGAUCCAUAUUUUAGAAGACUAAGCCUUCUUCAAAGAGUAGCGAUUGCAAUUGAUGUGGCGAGUGCACUGGACUGUCUGCACAAUGGUUGCGACACUCCUAUCAUUCAUUGCGACCUAAAACCAAGCAAUAUUCUCCUCGAUGAUUCCAUGGUUGCUCAUGUUGGGGACUUUGGGUUAGCAAGAUUUCAUUUGCGUGCAACUGCAAAUAACAGUAGCUCAAUAGCAGUCAAAGGCAUAGUUGGAUAUGCACCUCCAGAAUAUGGCCUAGGGAGUAUGGUGUCUAAGGAAGGUGACAUUUACAGCUUCGGCAUUGUGUUGUUAGAGAUGAUGACUUCAAAGAGUCCCACUGAUGAGAUGUUCGAACGAGGUUUAGACCUUCACAAUUAUGCUAAUUCAGCAGCAUUGUCUGCUCAAUUGGAAAACAUCAUUGACCCAAGGCUCCUAGAGGAUGGAUAUACAAGUGAAGGAAAUGAAGGCGAAAUUUUGAUAGAAAUUGACAGGAAACAUAAGUGCAUAAAAUCUAUCAUUGAAAUUGGAGUAAAAUGUUCCGUGGAGUCACCACAAGAUCGAAUGAGGAUCGAAGAUGCUAUUGGGGAGUUGCAAGUACUAAAGGAUGCUCUCCUUAAACAACUACAUGUCAUUCGUGCAAAGCGCGUCUAG